AUGGUAAAUAUUAACACUGUUCACAGAGGUGAAGAGCAAAGCUCAAAGCUGAGUAGAAGAAGGUUUUCAGUCUCGAAGAAUGGUACUGUACUGUUGGAGUCUACGGAGAUUGUGGAGACAUAUUCUAAGAAAUUAUAUAGUUUCCAUGAGCUGCCAGAAUGGCAAAAGGAUAAUGAACUGAUAAUACAAGGAUAUGUUCGUGAGACAAACUCAUGGUUCAAAUGUUUCCAUUCGUUGAGUUAUUUCCACAAUGAGUCCAUUAAUAUCUACACACAUUUGAUUCCAGGGUUGGUUUAUUUUAUUAUGUUGCUAUUUUACACGGAUUUAUUGGUGGUUCCUUCGUUCCCAUCAACAACAAUAAUGGAUUACAUAGUGAUCGAUUUCUAUUUAUUAGGUGCGUUUAUCUGUUUAGUAGGAAGCAGCUGUUUCCAUUGUUUGAAACAACAUUCGGAGGAUCAAUCAAAUUUCUGGAGUAAAAUCGAUUAUGUCGGUAUCAUUUGUUUGAUAUCGUGUUCUUUAAUUUCUUUACUUUACUACGGUUACUUCGACCAUUUCAUAUACUUCAAAGUAUUUACAUUGAUUACUUUAAUAUUGGCCACUAUAUGCACAGUAUGUGUCCUGGACGAAAGAUUCAAUGCAAAGAACUUCAGGCCAAUAAGAGCUGGUUUCUUUGUUGUUUUUGCAACAAGUGCAGUCAUCCCAAUCUGCACCGGUUUGAUAAAGUUCGAUUACGUUGAAGUCAUAAACAGAAUUCAAUUAAGAUUUGUUGGGUGGGAAACCUUCUUUUAUGUGGUAGGUGCCCUAUUAUACGGUUACAGAAUACCCGAAAUCUUCGCACCAGGUAGAUUUGAUUUAGUGGGCUCAUCUCAUCAGAUCUUCCACGUGAUGGUAGUAAUAGGUUCCUUAUUCCAUCUCAAGGCUGUCAUUGGAUCCUAUGAGUUCAUGCAUAAAAGCUUAAACGUCAUCGAGACUGCUAUUCAAUAA
Molecule: messenger RNA, 984 nt
Organism: Tetrapisispora phaffii CBS 4417
Lineage: Eukaryota; Fungi; Ascomycota; Saccharomycetes; Saccharomycetales; Saccharomycetaceae
Gene: IZH1
Product: PAQR-type receptor
Exons: 1
Coding region: 1-984 (327 amino acids)
Cellular component (GO): membrane
Molecular function (GO): signaling receptor activity
Source: RefSeq, a predicted model, not a curated record